Molecule: messenger RNA, 1476 nt
Organism: Diachasma alloeum
Lineage: Eukaryota; Metazoa; Arthropoda; Insecta; Hymenoptera; Braconidae
Product: E3 ubiquitin-protein ligase PPP1R11
Exons: 4
Coding region: 221-583 (120 amino acids)
Cellular component (GO): nucleus
Molecular function (GO): protein phosphatase 1 binding; protein serine/threonine phosphatase inhibitor activity
Source: RefSeq, a predicted model, not a curated record
AGGUCUGAGAGGUGGAGAGGGAGAAAGAUCGUUAGAUCCUCACCUCAAAAUUGAUGAACGCACAUAUUCCGACACAUAACCGCUAUAUUGAAAACUGUGAGACCCAGUGUUGACUUUAGACUGCCGGCGUAAUUGUCACUCAAUAUUGGUAUCAUUUCCAACUGACAUCCGUCAAGCUUAAAAAUCAAAGGACUCUAUUUGUUGAAGGAACGAGCGUUGAAUGGAAAGAAUGGCAGGGCCGUCGAGUUCGCAGACGCAAACGGAGACAGUUUUGGAGGGAGACGUCAGUGACGGUCCACAGGAAGUUCCAACAAUAACUUUAUGCCUCCGAAAACCAAGAUCAAGCAAAAAAGUCCAGUGGACAUCAGGGACAGUUGAUAAUGAGAACAUGAACAAGAAAAAAUCAAAAUGUUGCUGUAUUUACGAGAAACCGAAGGACUUUGGAGAGAGUAGCUCGGAAGAUAGCGAUGACGAAUGUGAGCAUUGUCAUGGACACAAGGAGACCCAUAAAAAAACGAUAUCGCCACCAAGGGAUAACAGCAUACCAUCGCAACUUGAACCAAUUGUUACAGGCUCCACCUGAAACCGCACCGACCUCCUAGGACUGAAUUCACUGGAUUGUAUAAAAUUUACAGUAGUUUAGUUUAUACAAUUUAAUAUUUAAUUAAUUUAUUAAUGACGUUUUCCAUCAGUUUAUUCAGCUUGGACGCUCGCAGUUUUUCAAUAUACAAUACAAACCUGGUUGAAUUUACAAUCCAAUGUUCACUUACUUGAAAAGUAUAUCAAUUAAAAUUUGAUUAAAAUUCUGUAGAUCACAACGUGGAAAUAAGCUGGUGUUUAAAAAUACUAAUAUUGUGGAAGUUUUCCAACAUUAAGAUCAGAGCCAUUCGAUUCACAAUCGUCGGCUGAAAGUAACAGUUAACUUUAUCUAUUGAAUAAUAAUUCAAAACAUUCACGAAUGUCGAUAUUCUCUGCGAUAAUUCAAUAAAGCCAUUAUACUAUUUAAUAGAAAAAGUUCAAGAUCUCUGAAAUAUAGAGUAUUCAAUCGAUUUUCCUCAACUCUUCAACUAUUUAGUAUCGAUUUUGUAACGAAAUGAUGAAAAAAGGUGAGUCCAACAAUUUCAUGCACAUUCUUCUGCAAAUAGACCCAAAAUUAAUGAGUUUGGAGACAAACACCGAAAAACAUUUUUUACCUAUAAAAUUCCUUACAGAAAAUGUCUGACAUUGUAAAAUAAUCAGAAGAGGGUGGACUCAUCUUUUAUAAUUUUCUCAUUGGAUUGCUCGAUUAAAUGAAGAAUUAUAAACUCAAAUGUUCUUAAACAAUAUAUUUUUGUGCUCUAUUUAAAUUUAACAUCACGAGUAGCUCAAAUGCUGCAAAGAAAUCAUCAAUUGUUAACGUUUUCUGUAAUUAAAAUUGUUUAUGCAACUCUGCAUUUCUGAAAAGGAAUAAAAAUGAGUUUUUACGUGCUAAUCAAA